Molecule: messenger RNA, 1578 nt
Organism: Magnusiomyces paraingens
Lineage: Eukaryota; Fungi; Ascomycota; Dipodascomycetes; Dipodascales; Dipodascaceae
Exons: 2
Coding region: 1-1578 (525 amino acids)
Biological process (GO): protein N-linked glycosylation; cell wall mannoprotein biosynthetic process
Cellular component (GO): mannan polymerase complex
Molecular function (GO): alpha-1,6-mannosyltransferase activity
Source: RefSeq, a predicted model, not a curated record
AUGAGCUUUUCACCAGCGACGAUCUCAACACCGUCAACCUCUGAAUCCUCAACUCCUCCGUCAACUGCUGAUUACGAAUUUUCUGAGACUGCUGAGUCUAUUCAUCACCCUUCUAAAUUCUCACAUUCUGCGAGCUCUUCUUUAGACAAGGCCGCAAAUACAACUUAUCGAUCUAAGAUGUCGUCCUCAUCUUACUUUAACUCGCCAUCGUCGGCAUACAUUUCUUCUAUAAAGCCACCCCAAAAAGGCUUCAGACUGCCCUAUUCUAUUAAGAGACUGUUUUCUUCGAGGCCAAUCGCUAUCCUUCUUUCUUUGAUCACCCUCCUCUACUUUUUUUUCCCAUCUUCUAUCUUUACAUAUAUCCCUUCUGAGCUCCGUGGUCGCACCCCAAUGAAAGAUGACCUUAGUAUUCCCGGAGUGUUCCACUAUGAUCUGAACCUUGCUGAUGGUCACCCUAACGCUGCUCAACGCAAUGAGCGUGUUCUCUUUUUAGUUCCUCUGCGUGACGCUGUCCCUCAUAUGUCUAUGUUUUUUGGCCACAUGGUCAAUCUUACUUAUCCUCACAAUCUGAUUGACCUUGCAUUCUUGGUGUCAGACUCCAAGGACGAUACUCUUAAUGUACUCAAGAACUAUCUCGAGGAGAUUCAAGCUAGCACAGACACAUCAAAGCGCUUUGGAACCAUUGAAAUUUAUGAAAAAGACUUUGGUCAAGCUAUUGGUCAAGGUUUCUCUGACAGACACGGCUUUGCUGCCCAGGGCCCUCGUCGUAAGCUUAUGGCCAGAGCUAGAAAUUGGCUUCUUUCUGCGGCCCUUCGCCCAGAUCAUUCAUGGGUCUACUGGAGAGAUAUCGAUGUUCAAACUGUUCCUGCUACUAUUCUCGAGGAUCUCAUGGCCCAUGACAAGGAUGUCAUUGUACCAAAUGUUUGGCGUCCUCUUCCCGACUGGCUCGGAAAUGAGCAACCUUAUGAUCUUAACUCCUGGCAGGAAUCCGAAACAGGUCUUCAGCUUGCUGAUACUUUGGAUGAAGACUCUGUCAUUGUUGAGGGCUACGUCGAGUAUGCCACUUGGCGACCCCAUCUUGCCUAUCUUCGUGAUCCCUAUGGUGAUCCAAAUGUAGAGAUGGAGCUUGAUGGUAUUGGCGGUGUUUCUAUUCUUGCAAAGUCAAGUGUCUUUAGAAAGGGUGCUCAUUUCCCUGCUUUUAGUUUCCAAAAGCAUGCCGAAACAGAAGGUUUUGGUAAAAUGUGCCGCAGAAUGGGCCUUUCUGUCAUCGGCCUCCCCCAUUAUGUUAUUUGGCACAUUUAUGAGCCGUCAUCCGAUGACAUCAAGCACAUGGAGUGGAUGGCUGAGGAAGAAGACCGCCGCGAGCACGAACGCCAGCAGCGUGAAUCACACGAUAGAGUGUGGGCUGCUGGUUUCCAAGAUGUAAGAAACUCUUGGGACCGCGAACGCGAAAAUAUUUUUAAGAACGCUGAGAUUCGAAGUAAGUUUGGUGUCAAAUACGAUGAGCAAUUUUUUGAAAAGAAAGCUGCUGAGAAUCUAAGAAGAAUGGGUGCUAUUGCUGCUGGUAAGGUUAACUAA